AUUCCCGCCUCUCGCGAGAGUUGGAGAUUACGUUUGCGGAAGUUUACAUUCCGUUUGUUAAAACGUGUAACUCAUGGCAGUCGUGAGAGAAGCCGGUUACGGGGUCUCUGUAGCUGGCUUGUUCCCGACCGUGUAGCCGCUCUCCACGAUGUAUUCUGUCUUAAUUAGCGCGGUCCUGUCCAGCUCCCCCGACUAUGACCGGUUGUUCGAGUCUCUGUCUUGGCCGAGUGAGUCGUGGCCCGGGACGGAGCGGGUGGAGGCGCUGACAGCUUUCAUUGAAGGGCUCGGGCCGCUUUUGGCAGGCUCGGACACGACCCCGUUUACAGCCUCGGAAAGACGGCGCAUCCAAGAUAAAAUCGAGUCCGUUAUUUGGACGCGGUGUCUGCCUCUCUUCUCCAGAAUAUCAGCAGAAGCCGGUGAAGGCGUGCGGUGCAGGGAGAGUACAGCCGCUGCCUGCCGACUUGUGAGCGUCGGUGUCCCCCUGUGCGAUGAGGCUGUACCGGGGCGGGUGGCUCUUUCCAUCCUGCCGUCGCUCCGGCUGUCGGAGGAAGAGCUACCCGGUCCGGGACGACUCAGUGUGGAGGUUGCAAGUGAAGUCAUGGCUGUUCUCAUACCUUCCCUGUCGGCGGAUGAACGGCUCACGCUCACCACCGUGUCGUCUGCCUUGUCCUGCAUCAAAACACUCCCAGAUGCACUGGUCUCCAAAAUCACAGUCAGGCUUCUCCUGACUCUCUUGAACUGCUGCAGCGGUGCGAGGUUAAGAAGCAUCCUCGAGUUGACCCUGGAUGAUCUGUGCAGCUGGCACUGCACUGAACGCACGCCUGUGGUUACAGAGAGGGCACUGCUAUGUUUGACCGCCAUGUCAGACCACCUGCUGAAACCUAGCAGCCUUCCCCCCUCCUCCUCCUCCUCCUCCUCCUCCUCCUGCGAGCCCGACCCGCGUCUGUCCAUACAGUUCUGGAGGAUGGUUCAGGAUGGACUGACCCACCGGGACAGCGUGUCACGUAAGAGAGCGCUGUACCUGCUGAAAAGGUGCGUGGCCCUGUCAGAGGAGGAGCAGGUGGACUGUCCUCUCUCUCCAUCAGGGGAAGGUGAGACCUUGUUCAAAUGGGUCCCCAACAGGAGCAAAUUGCUGAGAGAGUUCUGGGAGGAUUAUGCCCUGGUGAUGGAGACCCUGGAGGAAAACCAGAUUCAUGUCGUCCGGCCGGUUCUAAACAGAAUAGAUACGUUGAUCCAAACAACAGUGAAUGAUUGUCAAGGUAACAUUAGAAUUGGGCAAACUUCAGGUCAAGGCCUCUUCCACCCCUCCUGGCUGCUGUGUGUGUACCAGCGGAUGUUCCACAGUGAGAAUAAAUCCUUAAUGAGAGAGGGAGUGUGUCAUCUGCUCGAGCUGCAGGUCCUCCGGCAGCCUUCCUUCGCUUUGGCCUUUUCUAAGUUUAUCGUUGGCCCUUUUAUGGAUGUUCUCUCUGAAACAUCGCUCUUCCACAGGUCGGCUGGGCAGAGUGUAGGAGAUUGCCCUGAGCUAGGGGCUAAACUCCAAGUCUUCAUGGUCAACUUCUUCAGUAGCCUGCCAUUAGAGCAUAGAGGUUGUGUGUUGCUGCAGCUGAUUCAGCAGCUGGGCUCUAAGCACUGGUGUGCGGUUCCCCUCCUCUUCCUCUCCCAGGCCCUAUCCAGACUCCCCCUUAGUCCACUGCUGGGGAUCGAAGGACUCGCCGCUCUAAGGGAGGUGCUGCGCUGCACCAUGAUCACGCAUCAAGUUUUGUUAAGAGGAGCUGCCCAGUGCUUCCUGCUGAAUAGUGCCCUCUGUCUUACAGAAGUGAGUGCAGUGACCUUAGAUGAUGUCUUUAGCUUCCUGAUGCAUUUCAAUGCACAAGAGUCACUGUGUAGAGGGACUCAUAUCUGGAAUCAGUUGUGUGCCUGGCUAUCAGACAAUGAGGGCAGUUUCAAGCUCCGGAUUAUGGAUGGUGAUGCCCCUGGUGCUGCCACAAAGAAAGAAACUGUAAGAGGUUAUGUUCAAGGCGAGAUACACGCUUAUCUCCGAGUCCCAGCUAGCGCAGGUCAGACUGAGAGGUUACCUGACUCUAAAGAGGCUGACAAGCUGGCCAGGGCUAUUCUGCUGUGUGUGGACAUGGAGAAGAGUCAACCUGGCACAGAUAUCGGUAACACUCUGGAGUCAUUACUCUCUCCCCUGCUGGACACCCUCAGCAGAGUCAGCACCAACAUCUACUUGCCUCUGCGUAAGAGUGACAAGAGCCUGCAGCUUGUGCUCCGACUGUUCCAGCUCGGAGGAACGCCACGUUGUCAGCGUGCCGGAGAGGAGCGAGGCGAUAGCGCGAUGGUUGCCAUGGAGAAGCUCAUUUUUAAAGUGGUAGAUCCAAUCCAGGGGUUUAUCUUGAGGCGGCUGUGUGGGGAGCUGCAGGAGCUAUUUGACGUGGAGCGAGCAGAGCUGUAUCUGAGUGUCCUGAGGCAGCUGGUGGUCAUGUUCACUUCUACACAACCGAGGCGUAAUAAAAUUCAGCCGAAUGAUUUCCCUAAUCUCAUCAAGCACAGCCUCAAAGUCCUGCAAGAACCAAGCCGGCAGAGCCCCUCUGUGGCAAACCAGGUGGGUAGAGCAGUUGCCAUGGCAUCCCUGGCCAUGGUUUGUGGUCUUUUGGAGCAGGAAGUGAUUGACAUGCAAUCAGAGACCCUUUCUCUUCUGAAAGCCCUGAAUGACUACUUCUACAGUUCACCGGCAUCUUCUUCACAAAGUCAAUCAUCUCUGGGGAACCUCAAUAAACGUCUGCUGAAACCACAGACAGGAGACUUCUCAAGUGAUCUAGGAGUGCAGGGUCCUCUGCUGCAGGACUGGGGACGGAUCGCUGCCAACUUUAUGCGGGACCAAUGGAUUUGUCUGAGCUUCCUGAUCAAGGCUGUUGGAAUCCCUGAAAUUUCCAGAGCACAAGACACUCUCAAGGCUGCUCUGAGCUGCAGUGUGGAGGCGCUGGCAUUGCUACCCAGUGACCUGGUUCUGCCUGUGCUCACCUUUAUGGAGACAGUGCUACCACAAUUAGUACUUGAUGAGGAGGCACUCUGUGUGGAGGCUGUGACCCUGAGCUGGGAGCUGGUGCAGGGACUGAGCACUAAUGCCCAUGACUUCUGGCCGGCCCUGAAAGGCUUCAUCUCCAUGGCCUUCCACCACGAACUGCUCGAGCUGACACAUACGCAGGCUCUGACUCUCACGGCCACCUUGAAGCAGACUGCCACGGAGCUGAAUGAGCUGUCUCAGUCCAAAAGUGGAGUGCUCGGAGUGCUGCUUCAACACUGCUGUCAGACGUGGCUGCCCACAGACCGCGGCGGCGACCAGGCUGACACUGUGUUUUCUAGUGUUUUCAGCCACAUCAGCAUACUCUCUGAGGCUUGUGUCUAUGGGCCAGUGUUCAGAAGAGACCAACGGCUCAUCCAGGAUGUCCAAACGUACUUGGAGCAACUCGGCGAGGAGUUUGCUGGUAAUGUCAUUGCUACAAGUGAUAACAGGGAUGAUCAGUUACCCCGCACAUGUGUACUGGCAUUCCUCAGCCGCCUGGAUUCCUCUAAUCUACAGCAUGAAAGAGUGAUAGAAGAACUAGUAAUGGCUUUGUUGAAAAAGGAUAGUGACAUCUCAAAGUCAAAAGUGCGUUACUACAGCAACUCCCUGCAACAUCGUGUCAAAAACAGAGUAUGGCAAACGCUGCUGCUGUUGCUGCCCAAACUCAGAGAGGAGUUUGUCGCCACUUUGCUGAACCGUGUGUUUGAGGCUGGAUUCUGCAGUAACCAGGCCUCAGUCAAGUACCUGAUCGAAUGGAUGAUGAUUCUGAUCCUCAUUCAGUAUCCACAACACAUGGACAGCUUUUGGUCCUGCUUCAACAUGGAUCAUGAAAAGACCAAGACAAGCAUCUGCACAUUCCUGUCAGUCCUGGUACAUUUCGAUGUCAUCAUCCCUAAUCUGAAGGAUAAGGCAGUGCAGCUGCGUAAUGCGCUGGACAUCAUCCUGCAGUGGUGUUUCAAUCACAACUUCAGCGUGCGCCUGUAUGCCCUACUGGCCCUGAAAAGGGUGUGGAGCUUGGCAGAAGUCCGGGCAGAGGAAGGGGCCCAUGGUUUGGGCGGGCUGUCCACUGUGAUCAAGGCCUGUUUGAACCAGGCUGAGGCCAUGCAAAGCACUGGAAAUGCCAACAAAAACUGGAUAAGGAUUCAGGAGCACUUCUUCUUUGGUGCAUUUCAUCCUAUCAGGGAUUACAGUGUUGAGACCAUAUUCUAUACCUUCCCCAGUCUGUCAGAGUUGGCCGACGACGAGUGGCUUCCACCGUGGAAGUUUGAGAAACUGUCAUGUUUCUCUGAAAGUCCAUCUUUUCCUUUGAAAAACCCUGCUCCUGACCUGAGCCAGCUCCAGCCUGGAGACUGGAUCCAGCAAGACAAAAGUGAGCAGGAUAAGGAGGAGCGCUGGGCCGAGGUGCAGAAGAAGAUCACUCCCUGGAGGUUGGGGAUCCAGGAGCAGGAGCUUGAACUUCAGUUGGUUCCACCACAACGGGCUGCUCGAUUGGGCAAACUGCACGGCGCCCUGCUGGUGGUAGCUUCGCUUAUAGAUAAGCCCACCAAUUUAGGAGGUCUGUGCAGGACAUGUGAGAUAUUUGGUGCCAGUGCCCUUGUUCUGGAUAGCCUCCGCCACAUCAGUGACAAACACUUCCAGUCCCUGAGUGUCUCGUCUGAGCUAUGGCUUCCUCUGUUAGAGGUGAAGCCAGUGGAGCUCACUGACUUCCUGCAGAUAAAGAAGAGUGAAGGGUACUGUAUUGUCGGAGUGGAGCAGACAGCCAACAGUCAGAGUCUCCAGGACUAUCAGUUCCCUGAGAAGACCCUGUUACUUCUGGGCAAUGAACGGGAAGGUAUUCCUGCCAACUUGCUCCAAAUGUUGGAUGUUUGUGUGGAGAUCCCUCAACAAGGGGUCAUCCGCUCCCUCAACGUGCACGUGAGCGCCGCCCUGCUGAUUUGGGAAUAUACACGACAACAUCUCACCUCUGGCUGAAGCUAACUCAAACCACAGCUGAAGGAGAAACCAGCAGUGCAGCCCCAUGGACAUGGCAUCUGACCUCUAAAUGCUGACCAUAGCUGCUCAUCUCUGGUAGCGGGCGUGAAAAGCGUCUUAGGGGACUUUAAAUGAAAAUGUCAACUUCAGCUGCAGGACAAGAAGAUGCUGCAUGCAAUUAAUGUCAGGGGCUCAAGGAUUUCCAUGUUCUAUCUAGACGGGAAUGCGUCCUUUCAGGUUUUAAUGUGGGCAGCAUUCAUCAGCACUGUUUCUUGUGCCUUAAUGAGAGUCAUGAAUAGAGAUCGGUUCUGGUUAUUACAUCUAAAUAUUCCACUGGGCAUGCUGUUAUAUUAAUGUAGGCAAUCUCUAUGUCUCUAACAGCAGCAUAAAUGUGAGCAAUUAGUUUCUGCCUCAAAACACCAAGAAUGGACUAUAAUGUCCAUACCCAGCAAACUAUUAUACAUAAAAUAUGAAUGUGUCUUUUAUUAAUAGGCAUAAUAUUCUGUGUUCUCAUUGUUUUUAUUGCAGUUUGUGAUUUUAAACUAUAAA
Molecule: messenger RNA, 5584 nt
Organism: Xiphias gladius (swordfish)
Lineage: Eukaryota; Metazoa; Chordata; Actinopteri; Istiophoriformes; Xiphiidae
Gene: tarbp1
Product: TAR (HIV-1) RNA binding protein 1
Exons: 29
Coding region: 149-5035 (1628 amino acids)
Biological process (GO): tRNA methylation
Molecular function (GO): RNA binding; tRNA (guanine) methyltransferase activity
Source: RefSeq, a predicted model, not a curated record